GCGUCCUUGUGCUCAUAUUUGAUUUCAGAACGAAACGACAGUGAUUAAGUUGGUCGCAGUAAGCCAUGGCUCCUUUGCAAAGCAACUCUUCCAUUUCCUUCCUCGCUUCAUUCGUGGUCAUAGCCCUGACUGCCACUGCUUGUGCAGCAGUCAGAAAUGAUCCUUAUAGCUCAUCUAAAGCCCUCCACUUCAUCCGAACUUCCUGCACUGCCACCGACUACCCCAACCUCUGCUUCAGCUCGCUGUCAGGCUACGCGGGCACGAUCCGGACGGACCCCGUCCAGCUUGCGCAGGCCGCUCUGUCGGUGAGCCUGACCGGCGCGCGUGCCACCGCCACCUCCAUCUCCAAAAUUCUGAAGAGCGGCGGCGUGGGGUCGAGGGAAGCCGGGGUCAUAAGCGACUGCGUGGACAACAUCGGAGACUCGGUGGAGGAGCUCCGGAAGACCAUCAAGGAAAUGGAAGGGCUGAGGAAGAGCAAGAACUUUAAGCUAUGCGUCAACGAUAUGCAGACGUGGGUGAGCUCGGCGUUGACGGACGAGAACACGUGCAUGGAGGAGUUUCCGAGCACUAGCAUGGCGCUGGCGGCGCGCAAUUCCGUUAGGGGCGAGAUUGUGAAGGCGGCGCAGCUCACCAGCAAUGCCUUGUCCCUCAUCAAUGGUAUUUCCGGUGUUUAACGACUUGAGUUAAUGGGAAAUUAGUUAUUCUAGUUAAAGAAAUAUAUAUAUUUUAACUGCGUGUAGCUAAAUAUAUAUUGGACUCGUCAGCAGUUGGUACUGUUGCUUAGUGCUCGCUGUGUUUGUGUGCAAAAGUACUUAAUUUGUAAUGUUAAAGAUCAAAAUCAUGUUUUAGCUA
This is a messenger RNA of Zingiber officinale, 852 nucleotides long. RefSeq names its product 21 kDa protein-like. The coding region runs from base 66 to 674 and encodes 202 amino acids. Gene Ontology annotation, molecular function: enzyme inhibitor activity. Lineage: Eukaryota; Viridiplantae; Streptophyta; Magnoliopsida; Zingiberales; Zingiberaceae. The record is from RefSeq and is a predicted model, not a curated record. Gene Ontology annotation, biological process: negative regulation of catalytic activity. The transcript has a single exon.